GGCGCGACGUCGGCCGUGCGGGGUCCCGGCGUCGGCGGCGCGCGCGCUCCCUCCUCUCAGAGAGAGGGCUGUGGUAAAAGCCGUCCGGAAAAUGGCCGCCGCCGCCGCUGCCGCGCCGAGCGGAGGAGGAGGAGGAGGCGAGGAGGAGAGACUGGAAGAAAAGUCAGAAGACCAGGAUCUCCAGGGCCUCAAGGACAAACCUCUGAAGUUCAAAAAGGUGAAGAAGGAUAAGAAAGAAGACAAAGAGGGCAAGCAUGAGCCCCUGCAGCCACCCGCCCACCACUCUGCUGAACCAGCAGAGGCAGGCAAAGCGGAGACCUCAGAAGGGUCAGGCACAGCCCCAGCCGUCCCGGAAGCUUCUGCCUCCCCUAAACAGCGGCGCUCCAUCAUUCGUGACCGGGGACCCAUGUAUGACGAUCCCACUCUGCCUGAAGGCUGGACCCGAAAGCUGAAGCAAAGGAAAUCUGGCCGCUCCGCUGGGAAGUAUGAUGUGUAUUUGAUCAAUCCCCAGGGAAAAGCCUUUCGCUCUAAAGUGGAGUUGAUUGCGUACUUCGAAAAGGUAGGCGACACCUCCCUGGACCCUAAUGAUUUUGACUUCACGGUAACUGGGAGAGGGAGCCCCUCCCGGCGAGAGCAGAAACCACCUAAGAAGCCCAAAUCUCCCAAAGCUCCAGGAACUGGCAGAGGUCGGGGACGCCCCAAAGGGAGCGGCACUGCGAGACCCAAGGCAGCAGCAUCAGAGGGUGUGCAGGUGAAAAGGGUCCUGGAGAAAAGUCCCGGGAAGCUGCUGGUCAAGAUGCCUUUUCAAGCUUCGCCGGGGAGCAAGGCCGAAGGGGGUGGGGCCACCACGUCAGCCCAGGUCAUGGUUAUCAAACGCCCCGGCAGGAAGCGAAAAGCCGAGGCCGACCCCCAGGCCAUCCCCAAGAAGCGGGGCCGAAAGCCAGGUAGUGUGGUGGCAGCCGCCGCCGCGGAGGCCAAAAAGAAAGCAGUGAAGGAGUCUUCUAUCCGGUCCGUGCAGGAGACCGUGCUCCCCAUCAAGAAGCGCAAGACCCGGGAGACCGUCAGCAUCGAGGUGAAGGAGGUGGUGAAGCCCCUGCUGGUGUCCACCCUCGGUGAGAAGAGCGGAAAGGGACUGAAGACCUGCAAAAGCCCCGGGCGGAAAAGCAAGGAGAGCAGCCCCAAGGGGCGCGGCGGCAGCGCCUCCUCGCCCCCCAAGAAGGAGCACCACCACCACCACCACCACUCGGAGCCCCCAAAGGCGCCUGCGCCGCUGCUUCCGCCCCCGCCCCCGCCCCCGCCCGAGCCCCAGAGCUCCGAGGACCCCACCAGCCCCCCUGAGCCCCAGGACUUGAGCAGCGGCGUCUGCAAAGAGGAGAAGAUGCCGAGAGGAGGCUCGCUGGAGAGCGACGGCUGCCCCAAGGAGCCAGCUAAGACUCAGCCCGCGGUCGCGACCGCUGCCACGGCCGCAGAAAAGUACAAACACCGAGGGGAGGGAGAGCGCAAAGACAUUGUCUCGUCCUCCAUGCCGAGGCCAAACAGAGAGGAGCCUGUGGACAGCCGGACGCCCGUGACCGAGAGAGUUAGCUGACUUUACACAGAGCGGAUUGCAAAGCAAACCAACAAGAAUAAAGGCAGCUGUUGUCUCUUCUCCUUAUGGGUAGGGCUCUGACAAAGCUUCCCGAUUAACUGAAAUAAAAAAUAUUUUUUUUUCUUUCAGUAAA
Molecule: messenger RNA, 1721 nt
Organism: Neofelis nebulosa (Clouded leopard)
Lineage: Eukaryota; Metazoa; Chordata; Mammalia; Carnivora; Felidae
Gene: MECP2
Product: methyl-CpG binding protein 2
Exons: 3
Coding region: 92-1588 (498 amino acids)
Biological process (GO): negative regulation of transcription by RNA polymerase II
Cellular component (GO): heterochromatin; nucleus
Molecular function (GO): double-stranded methylated DNA binding; methyl-CpG binding; chromatin binding
Source: RefSeq, a predicted model, not a curated record